Dipodomys ordii (Ord's kangaroo rat) is the source of this 2135-nucleotide messenger RNA. RefSeq names its product AAR2 splicing factor homolog (S. cerevisiae) (gene Aar2). Bases 98 to 1252 code for a protein of 384 amino acids. Lineage: Eukaryota; Metazoa; Chordata; Mammalia; Rodentia; Heteromyidae. The record is from RefSeq and is a predicted model, not a curated record. The transcript has 4 exons. Gene Ontology annotation, biological process: spliceosomal tri-snRNP complex assembly.
UCCGGUGCGUUUCCGCGGUACGGGAGCGAGGGGUGAGGACGCUAUUGUAGAAGGUCAGCAAGAAGGGUUCUCUUUUUGGGUUCCAACUACUAGCCCCAUGGCUGCCGUGCAGAUGGAUCCUGAGCUGGCCAAGCACCUCUUCUUUGAAGGGGCCACUGUGGUCAUUCUGAACAUGCCCAAGGGAACUGAGUUUGGCAUCGACUACAACUCCUGGGAAGUGGGGCCCAAGUUCCGAGGGGUGAAGAUGAUCCCACCAGGCAUCCAUUUCCUCCACUAUAGCAGCGUGGACAAGGCUAAUCCCAGAGAGGUGGGUCCUCGGAUGGGCUUCUUCCUUAACCUGCAGCAACGAGGGUUGACAGUCCUGCGCUGGAAUGCCAUCCGGGAAGAGAUAGACUUGUCCCCAGCACCAAAAGCUGAAGUAGAAGCCAUGAGGGCCAAUCUCCAAGAGCUGGACCAGUUUUUGGGACCUUACCCAUAUAAUACACUCAAGAAAUGGAUCUCACUCACUAACUUCAUUAGUGAGGCCACAAUGGAGAAGUUGCAACCCGAGAGCCGGCAGAUCUGUGCCUUCUCAGAUGUGCUGCCUGUACUCUCCAUGAAGCACACCAAGGACCGGGUGGGGCAGAAUCUGCCUCAUUGUGGCACUGAGUGCAAAAGCUACCAAGAGGGCUUGGCCCGCCUGCCUGAAAUGAAGCCCAGAGCUGGGACAGAGAUCCGUUUCUCAGAGUUGCCCACUCAGAUGUUCCCAGCUGGAGCUACACCAGCAGAGAUAACUAGACACAGCAUGGACCUGAGCUAUGCCCUGGGCACUGUACUCAGCAAGCAGUUCCCCAGCAGCCCCCAGGAUGUGCUUGGUGAACUCCAGUUUGCCUUUGUAUGCUUCCUCCUGGGCAAUGUGUAUGAGGCAUUUGAGCACUGGAAGCGGCUCCUGAACCUUCUGUGCCGGUCAGAAGCAGCUAUGGUGAAGCACCACACACUCUACAUCAACCUUAUCUCCAUCCUCUACCACCAGCUUGGCGAGAUCCCUGCUGACUUCUUCGUGGACAUUGUCUCUCAAGACAACUUCCUUACCAGUACAUUACAGGUUUUCUUUUCCUCUGCCUGUAGCAUUGCUGUGGAUGCCACCCUGAGGAAGAAAGCUGAAAAGUUCCAGGCCCACCUGACCAAGAAGUUUCGAUGGGAUUUUGCCUCAGAGCCUGAGGACUGUGCCCCAGUGGUGGUGGAGCUCCCUGAGGGGGUGGAGACCAGCUAACUCUGGGGUGCUCAGGCCAUGAGAAACCCCUUCCUGUACAGCGGCAGCCAGGCCCCUCCACUCACCAUGACCUGUGCCCGGACCAGAGAUCCUGCCAGCUAUGGCACACAUGGAACCAAAUUUCUCUCCUUCAGAGGGCCCAGAUGAGACCUGCCUCAGCAGCCUGAUUCCUGCUGAUGAGAAACUGAACCCAAGUCCAAGAGGACUGGUCACUUAUUCCAUAGUAUGAUUUAAAAAAAAAAAAAAAGAUGCCCUGGAAUCUGAAGAGUUAGUUGGCCAAUUUUUCAGUUAAAUACAGGGUUGUUGAAGGCAGAGCUAGAGCGUGUGCCUACCUGUUAGGUGGGUGUCCAUGGCAGAAAGCAGGGCCAGAAAGUCCUCAGGUGCCUUUUCCCUUAGGUGCUAUCCCCCUCCCACCCUGUCCAUCCCACCCAGGCCUUGCUCAGCAGUGAGACUCGGCAGCCCUCCCACGUGUCCUGUUUCUCACCAGACCCACCACAACUGUUUCAGAUAACUGAGAUAUGACAGAAGGUUCUUGCCUGGGAAGCAGGCUUCUUAGGCCCUGCGGAAGUUUUGUGCCUGCUGUUCCAAGCCACAGAGAUGACCUAAUUAGCCAGAAUCCUGCCCUGCUGCGGAACUAGCCGUCGUUGGGGGCCUGAGGGCCCGCCCAUCAUGCCAUGUGGGUGGAGUUGUCUCUAAAUGGGCACAAAGGCCUGCCACUCUGGCCUCACACUUUGUAUGGCACUCCUGAAAAUGGUGCCAUCCUUCUCCAAGGCUGGGCUCGCAGCAUGUCUGUGGACGAGAGUCCCGCUGGUUAAGACUUCAUUUCCUCUUGUUUCCUUGGAGAUGUUUUUCCAAGAGCAUAGUGUGCAUUAAAGUCUUGGAG